Paramormyrops kingsleyae is the source of this 6819-nucleotide messenger RNA. Its product is annotated as nuclear receptor coactivator 6. Gene Ontology annotation, cellular component: nucleus; transcription regulator complex; histone methyltransferase complex. Lineage: Eukaryota; Metazoa; Chordata; Actinopteri; Osteoglossiformes; Mormyridae. The record is from RefSeq and is a predicted model, not a curated record. Gene Ontology annotation, biological process: positive regulation of transcription by RNA polymerase II.
UUACGUGCAAAUUUCUUCGAGAAUAUGGAGAAAACGCGCGGGGGGGGGGUGACUCUUGAGAUUGGAUUCAUUUGUUCCUCCCACUUCGUGCGUGUGGUCACGGUUACCUGGUGCCUGUUUUGUUAAUGAAUAGGAGGGAUAAUUUCCAAAUGCACUGACCUGAUGUACAGCUUAAGGCCAGCAGGGUAGCCAGUGUGGGACGGUACUGCUGCGGCUCUCCGCCGGGAUUGACGGCGCACCGGCGAGCGCCAGCGACACCUAGUGGCUGUGCGAAGGCUGUCGUGAUGUACUCUGAGUCUGGGCAGGGCUGCAGUCUGGAAGAUGAUGACGGUAACCAUGGAAGCAGCUUGUCCUGUAUGGGGCAGGAGAUGGAAUCCACAGUCUUCAUCGCCUUCCUGGGAAGUAUGGACGAUGAAGACUUCCAGGAAAAACUUGACAGCAUCUUGAGCGGUAUACCUGGCUUACUGCAAUUAGAUGUGGAGAGACUGCGCCCCCUAUGUGUGGAGCCGUGGAACAGCGUCCGCGUGACCUUCAGCGUCCCCCGAGAUGCCGCCGAGCGUCUUCGCCUGAUGGCCCAGUGCAGCCAGCAGCAGCUGCGAGACUUGGGCAUCCUGUCCGUGCAGAUCGAGGGGGAGGGAGCCAUAAAUGUUGCCUUUGCGCAGAAUAGAGGUCUGGAGGUCAGGGUCAGUGGACCCACUGGAGCGGCCGCCCACAUGAGGAUGGAUGGGAGUUUCCCGAUGCACAUGGGUCCAGGUGUGCGGGUGACCAACCCCUCUGAGCCAAUGGUUUCCCAAUGCCCAGGAAUGCCCCCCCCAGGGAUGGUGGCAGGGGCCACUGGCGAGUUACUGGUGAGGGCUGCCCUUCCUCACUCCCCGGCAGACUCAACGAACUCCAUGGCCUUCAGUCCCUCCAUGCAACACCAGCAACAUCAGCACCAACAGUCUUAUCAUGCUCAACCAGCUCGCUGCCCAGUCCUCAUGCUCUCUGUGCCUACCCACAUGCAGUCCGAACGGCAACUAAACCCAGUGACCUUGCACUUUCAACACCAGAGAUCCCAGCUCACGCAGCCAGGGGGCACUUGUGCUCCAUUCAACAAUCAGAUGCCCGUUCCGGCUGGAUGGAGCCGGCUCCCGUCUGGUGUCCUGCAGCCGCCACCCACCCAGGGGUCCAUGGGUGGGACCUGGAGGAAUGGGCUUCAGCAAGUUCAAGUGACACAGCACCCCUCAGUUCUAAUUCCAAGACAGCCUCCACCUCCGUACCCCUCUGGGAGUCAGCAAGCUGGCCAGAUCUUCAAUGCCAUGGGGCAGCAACAGCAACCAGGACCCCAAUUCAUGGCCCCGCAGCCAAACGGCCUCCAAAGGCCAGCUGGACCACAAGUCCCUGCGCCUCCACUACCCUAUGCAACUCACCAGGGUCACCUCAGCUCAAAGUCCCCUGUUUCUUCCCCUUCUCCUUUCCGACAACCCUCUCCCCCAAAGCCGGGACAGAAUCAGGCCCACCUGGGCCCCCGGCUGCCACACGCCAUCAGCUCUCCAGGCAGGAUGGUGUUCAGCCAGCAGUGUGGUGCUUCUCCUCCAGACGUCAUGGUCACCUCCCAGCAGAUCCAGGUGGCCCAGGUCCCCCAUGCUGGAUCGGGAGGAGCUCUCAAUUCUCCAUCUACCCUGAGUCAUAUGCAAGGGUCACAUGAUCAGAAUGACUUCAUACAAAGCAACCAGAGUGGCAUGGCUAGCCAACCACUGGGGUCCACCACCUCCCAGGGCAAUCACACCUCCUUUGCUGGCCAGGUGGUUCAAGGCCAAGUCGGGGGAGAGACAGUUGUCACCAGGCCUCAACAUUCAAACCCGGGAUUGAUGGGCAACCAGAACUUCAAUGUGGGCCUACAACAAGGGAUGACUCCACCCACAUUACUAGGAAAAGGGCAGCUUAUGGGCAACCAGGGGAACCAGUCAAUGAUGAAGCAGCCAAAUGCUAUGAUGACAGAGAUGAUGGUCAGUCAGAUGCAAGGAAACAAGCAGGACUUUGGGUUUAAUGGUCAGAUAAUGAGGUCCCCAAACAUGCAAGGUAACCUGGUCCAAUUUCACACUCAGAUGGGUCAACAACAGCAGCAGUCGGCUCCGCAGCAGAUACAACAACAACAACAGCAGCAGCAACAUAUGGAAAAACAGCAGUACCAGCAGAUGAUGCAGCAGUUUCAAUCCCAACAGCAACUCCAGCAUCAGCAUCAGAUAACACAGCAACAGGUUCAACAGACACAGCAUGAGAAGAUGCAACAGCAUCUAAUUCAGCAGCUGCAGCAACUCCAACAGAGUCCAGUGAAUGGCAAUGCCGACCAAACAGCAGGCCUUCAUCCAGCACUUGUGCAGUUUCAACAGCAGCUGGAACCGUUUCCGCAGCAGGAUGUUCAGCAGCACACACGGUCACUUGGGGAUAACACUAUCAUCUCAGAGGAGAUGCCUCUGCAACAGGCAUUGCCUGACCUAGAGAACCAGCAUCCACAGAUAGCAACUACCCAGUCAAUGCUGGUAGGGAGUAGUCAGUUCUCUGGCCAUGGGAUGCCCUUCGACCCCCAUUUUCCAGGACAGAUGAGCAUGGGAGACCAGUGCGUGCAGACCGGUGGGUUCACGGUCAACAACGACAUCACGCUCACAAGUCCCCUUCUGGUCAAUCUCCUUCAGACUGACGUCUCGGCAAAUCACGUUGGCCCUAGCGGAAAGCAAGGGGUUACAAACCAAUCAAAAGCAAAAAAGAAAAAAACCCCGAGCAAAAAAAAAGCUAAAGGUAAUGCAGGAUCAUUAGCACAAGCAGAAGUUGCCCUUUGUGGACUUGACCCUCAGAACUCUGUGGAGGUGCAGUUGAUGCAUGGGGACCAGGGACCUGGAAUAGAUCCCACUGGAUCCCAUCUGCCAGACCUCCCCAACAGACCUACAGGGUUUCCAGGUCAACUGGGAGAUCAAAGGGCUUUACAUCAAAUACCCAUUCAGUUUGUGCAACAGCAGAAAUUGCAGAGUCUGCAGGUGCCCCUGGGUCAAGUUGGACGAAUGUCCCAAGGCCAACAAUUAGGUCAGACCCAGGUCAAUCCACACCAGUUCCAGCCUCAACAAAAGAUCCAGCAGCAGCAGCAGCAACAUCACCAGCUGAAUCACCAACAGCAGCAGAUGAUAAUGCUCAUGAGGCAGCAAGAACAAGCUAAAAAUAGAAUGCCUCUCUCCCAGGGAGUCCUGUAUACAGCAGAUGGCCAGAGGAUGCCUGUUUCUCAGCAGGGAAACAUGCCAGUAAUGAUUAACCUACGAGGCAAUGGCAGUGUCCCACCAUCCCCUGACAAACCGAGGGGACUUCCCUUCAUGAUGAACCCACAGGUAACUGCGAGAAGGAUUCCUGUCCCUGAUUCGGUACGGGGAAGUCCAUCACUGAAUUCAGAUGAAGCCUCCGGAAUACACGUUCUGCCGACUAACACUUCUAAUGAAACAGGAAGUGGUGUGCCACAUAUGGUUCUUAAUCAAGGUUGUGAUCUUCAGCCGAUGAAGUCAGGGACUUCGCCAAAACCACAGCGUCAAGGAGCAAGUCCCCAGAAGCUGCAGCAGCAACAGCCGCAGCAGGCUGGCACGAUGCCAGCUUCACAUAGCCUUCAUUUCACCAGCAUUUCGCCCAGCUCACAGGGCUCCAGGCCCAAGACACCCAACCCAGCUAGUCCCAGGCCAUAUCACAAUCCACUUCCCGAAACCAGUCGGCCACCUAGCACUGAGCCCUCUGAGAUCAAUCUCUCCCCAGAGAGAUUAAAUGCUUCAAUAGCUGGUCUCUUUCCACCAAAGAUAAACAUUCCUUUACCUCCUAGGCAGUCUAAUCUUAAUCGAGGAUUUGACCAGCAGGGCCUUAACCCCACGACCCUGAAAGCCAUUGGGCAAGCCCCUACCAAUAUGAAUUCACUAGUGAAUGGCAACAACAAUAAUCAGCUGUCUUUUCUUGAGGCUAGCAAUAGAGCGAUCCCAGGUGGGAAACCUGGAAGCCCGGUGAGAAGAGCCAGCCCAAGCAACAGUAGACAUGCUAGCUCAGCGUCAACCCGCAAGACAGUACCUAGCCCUGGAUGCCAGAAAGGCACUAAAACAUCCCUAUCUUCCCCGACACACCAGCAGCCCCCGGUUAAUAAUGCAAAUGCAACGAUUCGCCAUACGCCCAUGCACCCUUCUUCUCAAGAUGUGCCUGAGAUCCAAAAUCCGUUCCAUGAUCGCCAUGGCUACCCCACUGACAUGACUCGUGAAGGACAAGGAAUACAACCUGUGAAGCAUCAGUUUUCCCAGCUUACAAGUGACCCUCCAAGGGAGAAUGUUAUAAGUCCUCCAUGUGGCGAAUGUGUUAUUGGAGAGCCAGAAAUUCAGGAUGUAAAAAAAGCAGAACGGACUGAGGCUUUAUCUCAACAGGGACCUAAACCCAAUUCUUCAGUAGCUCUGAGGGAUGUCCCAACCUCUUCAAAUCAGCUGUUGGACAGUUCGCUUCCAGACACAACUUCUGUAAAACCUGACCAGGAUCAUACUUCAGAGGGAAAUAUGAGUGAAAAUGAAAGCACUGUGGGUGACAAAAGCCAACUGCACUCUGAUGUCACCACCCUUACAGAAAAUGAACAAGAAGUGAAGUCUAAACUCAGUUCAGCUACAAGUCCCAAACUUAACCCAUAUGUCCAUCAAAACCUCAUCACUGUUGUCAGUUCCAGUUCAGGCAUUACUUCCAGUUCAUGUCCAAAGUCAAUCAACAGUUCCAUUUCCAGUUCUCACCCUAGUGUCACCAUUAACCAAAACCUUGGCCCUAACUCUACCACUAACUCCUUGACAAGUUCUGCAGUCUUGCAGAGUGUCACCUCAGGUGCCUCCGUUCCUUCCAACCAAAUCACUAUCUUUGUCUCCUCAAAUUCCAUUAGUUCUUCUGUGAACACAACUUCUAGUGGAGUCCCAGCCUUAGUCUCUGCUGUAGUUACUGCUCCUAAUGAAGGUUCUGCACCCUGGGAAGGAGGAGCCAUGCUUACUACAACUGCACAUAACUCUUGUUCCCCUCAGUUUCCAACAACUCCUGUCUUAAUCAACUCAAUUCUUCAGGAUCCUGCUUCUUCCAUUCCCCACGGUACAAAUGUUAUGUCCCUACCAGUAACUGCAAUGGGGUCAGUAAAACUGUCAACAGAUCUCCAGCUCGCACAAGUGCCUACAUCAGCUCAGUCUCCUGUAAAUGGCAUUCACAACAACCAGGCAGGUCAUGAACUUGUUGCACAGGUCAAGAUGCCCUCAAACCAAGUUGCUGCUGUUGGCAAUGUUUACCAUUCUCAACAGCCAUUCCCUGGAACCCUAAAGCAGGAAAAAGAUUCAGCUGAAGAAGUUGCACUAAAGCAUAAUCCACUUGGGCAGCUAUCUCUAUGUCUCAAUACAGCGAAGGCAUCCUCUGUCUCCAAGCCCCUGUUACCGGCUAAACUGUGUUCCAGCCCAGGAACUGCUGCUCAUUCUCAAGAAAACCCCAUAUCUACUACAGUUUCCUUGUCCAAGAGCAGCCCAAGGCAGGUGCUCAUGACUGAAUCAACUGAAGUUCCGUCCCUCACUGUAGAGAAAGUGGAUGAACAAGCAAUUCAAGUUUCUGAGGUUGCAGGACAAUCGGACCAUACAUCCAGAAGUAUACUACCUCACUCUUCCCAUCCGGCUGGCCAGUCAGAGAUUCUUGAGGGACACCAAUCCACUUCUCCUCCAAAACAACCUCCCCAACCUGUUCCAGAGCUCCCCUUUCCCCCUAACUUUUCCCCAGCAGACACUGCUGAUCCUGGACCAGUUUUAGUCAGCUCUGGAGCCAUAUCAGCACCACCCUCCCCAGAUGGGGAGCAGAGCCCACCUGCAGUGGUUGAAACCAGCCGACCGGCUCCAGAAAGCAUCCAAGCUGUAGAACCCAGGUUAAACAGUGCACAGCAUACUGGAGAUGACGGCGGAGCAGCUUUAACCGAGAAUGGGGAUGCUGUGGGUGAACCAGAGAAAUCCAACCCUGCAAGCCGACGCAGCUCAUGGGCAGAGGAGGAGCCAGAUGAAGGGGCUCCUUCGCCACUGGAGGUGCCUGAUGGAGGACAAAGGAAAAGGAUGGAGAAGCCGGGAACUGGGUCUGCCUCCGUCAUCUGUACCACCGCCACUGGACAAGAUACAAACACUGGAGCAGGUCCUACCCAGGCCAAGCGGAGGAAAUCAAAAUGACUUCUGAAUAGUCAAAGCUACUUGAUUUCUUUCUUUUUAUAAUGAAGUAAUCAUACACGUUUGUCUGACCAGUACUACUGUGUCUAAGGUCUGCUGCAAUGCCGAAGAUUUUUGUUUGAUUUUAAUUGCUGGAUUAAUAUAUCGCCUAUAGUUUCUAUUAUAUAAUUUUGCUGAAAUCAGAAUGUAAUUUUCCACUUUAUUGGCGAUGAAAUAGGAUGAGAGAUUUAUUUAAUGCCUUAGCCAUGAUUUAGAUAUGAAUAAAAUUCACAGCAGUAGCAUUUUUAAUAGGCUUUAAACUUAAGUCACUUUUUGUUAAUGUGAGAUCUGUUUAAUUAUCAUGGUUCCUAGACAUUUUUCUUUUUGUAUGACCCAGGUGCAAAGACGUAGCUCUGAUUUAAAAAAAACUCUGUGGAAGUUAUGUGAUUUAAUAACAGGCAGCUACAAACACUUCAGAGCCUUUAUAACUACUGAAAGCUACAAACCACUGUACCAGUGCACUGAAUAGUCUUUGUAACACUGGACUAACUGGCUUAGAGUAACACCACUGUGUGCUUUACCAAAUGUGUGGCGUUUUUUUCGAAAAUAAAUUUACUGCGAUAAUACAAAGUAA